Molecule: messenger RNA, 2077 nt
Organism: Brassica oleracea var. oleracea
Lineage: Eukaryota; Viridiplantae; Streptophyta; Magnoliopsida; Brassicales; Brassicaceae
Product: zinc finger CCCH domain-containing protein 29-like
Exons: 2
Coding region: 210-1838 (542 amino acids)
Molecular function (GO): protein binding; metal ion binding
Source: RefSeq, a predicted model, not a curated record
UAGACCAAGAGAAAGGUAGACGAAAGAAAGAGCGCACCUUCCUCCUCUCCUUCGCAACGAAGCUCUCUUUUAAAAGGAGCCUAGAGAUUUCCUCUACGGUUCCUUCUUCAGAAACCCAGAUCACUUCUCCUACUUCAUCUCAAAACCUCAAAGUCUAAAACCUUUUCUUCUCUUGUUCCUCCAAAGCUCUAUCUUCUUCUCCAGAAAAGAUGUGUGGCUCAGAGAGCAACCUCUGCUCUUCAAGAACCUUAACAGAAGCCGAGUCCAUGAGACAGAAAUCACAAGAAGGAGUCCCCGCCGCCACGUGUCUUCUUGAACUCGCCGCAUGCGACUAUCUUCCCUCCUUCAGGAGAGAGAUCGAAGAGAACUCGUCGGAUAUCAACGAAUCGGGUUUUUGGUACUGCAGACGGGUCGGGUCAAAGAAGAUGGGUUUUCAAGAAAGAACACCUCUCAUGGUUGCUGCUAUGUACGGAAGCAUCGAUGUUCUAACUUACAUAAUCUCCACUGGAAGAUCCGACGUGAACAGUCUCUCCAGCGACGAGAAAGUCACUGCUCUUCACUGUGCGGUUUCCGCCUGUUCUGUCUCAAUCGUCCAAGUCAUCAAGAUCUUGCUUGAUGCCUCCGCUUCACCUAACAGCCUUGACGCUAAUGGAAACAAACCGGUUGAUCUUUUGGUCAGAGCUUCCCGGUUUAUACCUAACCAGACUAGAAAAGCUGUUGAGAUUCUCUUAACCGGAAGCUCGGUUAGUUUGAUGGAAGAACAGGAAGAGGAGGAGGUGAAGAGUGUUGUGUCCAAGUAUCCAGCAGAUGCGUCCCUUCCCGACAUCAACGAAGGUGUUUACGGAACAGACGAGUUUAGAAUGUUUAGCUUCAAGGUCAAGCCAUGUUCUAGGGCUUACUCGCACGAUUGGACCGAGUGUCCUUUCGUUCAUCCUGGCGAGAACGCGAGGAGGAGAGAUCCGAGGAAGUAUCCUUACACUUGCGUCCCUUGUCCCGAGUUUCGUAAAGGGUCUUGUCCUAAAGGAGAUUCUUGCGAGUACGCGCACGGUGUUUUCGAGUCUUGGCUUCACCCUGGUCAGUACAGGACACGGCUUUGUAAAGACGAGACCGGUUGCGCUAGGAGAGUUUGUUUUUUCGCUCAUAGGAGGGAUGAGCUGAGACCGGUUAAUGCUUCCACUGGCUCAGCUAUGGUUUCACCUCAGUCGCCGAUGAGCUCUCCUAUGGGUGAUAAUGGUGUUCCUUUGUCUCCAAGAAACGUUGGUUUAUGGCAGAACACACCACCACCGUUGCAGCUUAACGGUAGUAGAUUGAAGUCUAGUUUGAGUGCUAGAGAUAUGGAUAUGGUGAUGCAACUUCAGUCUCCAAGCAGGCACUCUCAGAUGAACCAUUACCCUUCUUCUCCUGUGAGGCAACCGCCUCCUCAGAGGUUUGAGUCUUCAGCAGCUAUGGCAGCUGCGGUGAUGAACGCGAGAUCAUCAGCGUUUGCUAAACGCAGUUUGAGUUUCAAACCAGCUCCUGUAGCAGCUUCUAAUGUCUCCGAUUGGGGAUCACCUAAUGGGAAGGUUGAGUGGGGGAUGCAAAGAGAGGAGAUGAACAAGAUGAGGAGAAGUGUCUCCUUUGGGAUUAAUGGGAAUAACAAUAACAAUAACAAUGUGUCACGUCCUGUGAGGGACUACAGCGAUGAGCCAGAUGUGUCGUGGGUGAACUCGCUGGUGAAAGAUAGUGCACAGGAGGGAGCCUUCGGGUUGAAUGGUGCAGCGGUUAGGGACGAGUUUAAGCUGCCGUUGUGGGCAGAGCAAAUGUACAUAGACCAUGAGAAGCAGCAGAGUGUGGCAUAAGAAGAAAGGAUCUAACAAAUCUUGGCAAUAAUUUUUUGAUUUGUGUUUGACAGCCAUAUAGUUAUCUACUAGUAUAUGUUUCUUUAUAUUCUCUUGUUUUUUUUUAAAAUGUCAUUCUCUUGUCUUUGUGACACUAAGUAAUGAUUGAAAGCAAAUAAUUGAUGAAUGAGUUCAAAAAAGGAUCUUAGUAGCUUUGUAUAUGUAGCAAUGAGAUAUAAGUAAUGCGUUAGGUGUUUUAA